Molecule: messenger RNA, 1386 nt
Organism: Dendroctonus ponderosae (mountain pine beetle)
Lineage: Eukaryota; Metazoa; Arthropoda; Insecta; Coleoptera; Curculionidae
Product: sodium/potassium-transporting ATPase subunit beta-2
Exons: 7
Coding region: 124-1110 (328 amino acids)
Biological process (GO): potassium ion import across plasma membrane; intracellular potassium ion homeostasis; sodium ion export across plasma membrane
Cellular component (GO): sodium:potassium-exchanging ATPase complex
Molecular function (GO): ATPase activator activity
Source: RefSeq, a predicted model, not a curated record
UGGAGGGUAAAACAGCCAGUCUGCAUGUGGGUUUGAGGCUGGAAGCGUUCAGAAAUAACCUCGUGCUAGUUUUUUCCUCAAAAAACCGCAGGAUUUGCUCUCUUCGAUAGCGCUAGUUGCACGAUGGCCCACGAAAAAGUCCUGAGCAAACAGGAUGAAAUCCUGGAAGAGCAAACGCGCUUCUACAACUACGGCAAGAAGCGCCUUACUGGCAUGGAAGCGUUCAAACUCUUCCUGUGGAACCCGGAAAAGAAAGCUUUUAUGGGCCGAACAGGAGCCAGUUGGUCGAAAAUCGGCCUGUUCUAUUUGAUAUUCUACGGGAUGUUGGCCGCGCUGGUUGCGAUUUGCAUGUGGGUGUUCCUGCAGACGCUCAACCCGCGGAUCCCCAAGUGGCAGCUGGACCGCUCCAUCAUCGGCACCAAUCCGGGGCUCGGGUUCCGCCCGAUGCCCACCAACAACAUCGAGAGCUCCUUGAUUUGGUUCCAGGGUUCCAACCGCACCAACUACCAGCCGUGGGUGGACAAUCUAUCGCGUUUUCUGGACGGGUACUACACGCCGAGCAAAAUUGCCAAAGGCAGUGGCCAGAUUAAGACCUGCUCUCAUUCGGAUUUUCCCCAUGAUGAUGAGGUGUGCGAGGUGGACGUCCGCGAAUGGGGCAAAUGCAACAAGGACGAGUUCUUCGACUACCACCGGAGCUCGCCCUGCAUCUUCCUCAAACUGAACCGCAUCUACGGCUGGACGCCUGAUUAUUACCUCUACGACCACGAGCUUCCUCCGGAUAUGCCCAAGCAGCUCAAAGCCCACAUUAAGAGCCUCAACAACACCAGGGAUAGGCAGAACAUUUGGGUCUCAUGCGAAGGAGAAACUCCCGCCGAUAAGGAGUACAUUGGCAGCAUCUCCUACUACCCCAAAAGCGUCCAGGGAUUUCCCGGCUACUAUUUUCCUUAUCUGAACAGGGAAGGGUAUCUGAGUCCUCUAGUUGCUGUGCGCUUUGAGCGACCAGUUCCCGGAAUCGUGAUCAAUGUGGAAUGCAGAGCGUGGGCGAAAAACAUCCGAUACGGAAGAUCAGGCAGAGUGGGCUCGGUGCACUUUGAACUGUUGAUCGACUAGAUCUGAAGCCAAAGCACUGCGCGUUAUAAGAAAACCAUUCAAUUUCCUCUUAUACCUCUACAUGUUUAGAAUUAUUGAAAGUAGUGUACUUGUAAGUAGUUGGAGCGCAGUUUGAGCCUGGACUGUGCGCGUUGUAAAUAAGCUAAAAUACUCUCAUUAAGGAAACGUUGUACCUUAAGUCGCCGCCAACAAGUAAUUUAUAUUCUUCACGCUAGAACGGUUGGAUGUAAAUGACCCGAAAAUGCAAUAAAAACGAUUUUUUAUCUUCAAAUCCAA